AUGAAAUUCUCGGUACUUCUUCUUGCCGGAGCCGUUCUGGCGCUGCCAACAGCUACCGUGGUAAACACCGAAGCCAUCGACUACUCGACCAUCACAGAUUUGCCCGGAUCCGAGCCCACAGACGUGUCUGACCUCGAGAAGCGAGCAGACCCCUUUAAGCGACCCCCCAAGGUGUUCUCCAAGAAAACUAAAAUCACAAAGGCCCAUGUGACCAAGCCGUGGCUGCUGAAGCCCACAGAUGGAGGUGAACCCAUGCAUGUCACCCCCACCGUCUGGGGAGACGCGCUUUUCCGAGGCCAGCGACAGGUGGGUGCUGUUCCCAACCCUUGGAUCAAGCUGAAGAAGGACGGUCAGGCCAAGACCAUCACUCCCAAGGUGGUCAAAGGAAAGACUAAGAAUGCUCCUCCUGAGUAUGGAGACUGGUUCCACGUCAACCGAGACGUGACUGAGAACGCUCGUUCUGCUGGCUACAAGACCGCUCACCCUACUGAUGUCGUGGUCCAUAAUGAGAUGUUGGACGAGGAGGAUCCCAUCGAGGCCUCCUUCAACCCUGUUGAGCGAUGCACACCCGAGAAGUUUAUCAAGGUGAAGAAGCAGCGAGUUGGCCCCUGGUGCUCCCCUCAAUACGGAAAGGGUGUCAUGCUUGAUCACGUCCACUGGUUCACCUGGUACACCCGAGAAUUCCCCGACGCCGAGAAGGUCCGACUCCACUGCGCAUACAUUCAGGGUAAGGCUCUGCACAAGCGAGAAAUUGAGGACAGCAGUGUCUUCCACAUCACCGAAUGGGUGUCAAACACCUGGGGAGUCUACCCUAUGGAGAUUGAGGAGGAGUGGCUCGAUGGCGAGUACGAGCAGAAGGUUGCCGUUGCUAUCCAGCCUGACUACAUGGAUGACGACGAGAUCACCGAUGACUAUCUUCUGAAGAACUCUACUUUUGUGCGAUUCCGACGAGGUGCCAUCGUGCAGAAGAAGGACAAGGGACGACUUGAUUUGGACAAGAACGAGGAGGGCAUGAUGAUCACCAUCAUCACCAUUCCCUCUGUUGUCGUCAUUUUCGCCUGUAUCUAUGUCCUGUUCACACAGAUCACUGCUGGAGCUCGGGCCAUCCCCAAGUUCAAGAACCAGCGACGGCGAAAGGAUGGCCGGCAGUACGAGAACAUCAAGCUGCAGAACCAGCGACGACGACUCGACUAA
Molecule: messenger RNA, 1194 nt
Organism: Yarrowia lipolytica CLIB122
Lineage: Eukaryota; Fungi; Ascomycota; Dipodascomycetes; Dipodascales
Source: RefSeq, a predicted model, not a curated record